CGUUUUCUGGAAUGGGUUUGUCGGUGGAAACAAGAUGGCGGCUCUGGCAAGAGCGCCAACAUAUAUACUCGAAUAGAUGUCAGCAGUAUCCCUAAUCGAGCAUUUUGUUCACAACCUGCACGUAUUUCAUGCAUCAUGAAGACCAGGAGGAUGUUUUAUAGUAGGGAUUGAAUAAACUAGGACCGUUAUUAAAGUCAGCAAGAUGUGCGAGAGCUAUGCUCGCUCGCUGCUGCGUGUGUCGGUGGCGCAGAUCUGCCAAGCGCUGGGCUGGGAUGCAGUGCAGCUCACAGCCUGCGACCUGCUCUCCGAUGUUCUUCACAGAUAUAUCCAGCAGUUAGCCAGGGGUUGUCAUCGAUACUCGGAGCUAUAUGGGCGAACAGACCCAGUACUGGAGGACGUGGGCCAGGCCUUCAGACUGCUGGGUGUGAGCCUGUCCGAGCUGGAGGACUAUGUCCAUAACCUGGAGCCUGUGGGGUUCUCCCAGCAGACACCUCUCUUCCCCCUCAGCAAAAAUAACAUGCUGCAGUUCCCUCAGCCUGGAGUGGGGGUACGGGGGGAUGCCGAGGAGAGGAGGGAAUACAUUCCAGAUUAUAUGCCACCCUUGGUCUCUUUGCAAGAAGAAGAGGAGGAGGAGGAAGAAGCCCUGGCGGACAUGGGCACCUCUGCCGAGGCCAUGCAGGUCCCGCUGGACGAUACAGACGAGGACAUGGAUGACGACGAGGUGGUGAACGAUGAGAACCACCCUGUGAAGAGACACCUAGACAGCCCCGACGCCGCCAUGGGUAUGAUGCCCACCUCCAAGAGGCCUCGCAUGCACCCCGGCUUCAGCCCCGAUUGGAGCAUGGAGCCCAGGGAGCCCCUCACCUCCCUCAACCCUCAGCGUGUCCCUCCAGGCAUGAUGGCCUCCCAUUCCCACGACAGCAUGGGUUCAAUGUCUCUGUCUCCAGAGACACCUGGGCCUCCGACAUUGUUCAGACCCCAGCCGGUGACCCCAGGGAGACACUCUGAUCAUAAGUCUCAUGGCGGUCAAGGCCGCAAAGGGCCCAAAGGCUCAUCCCCUGGUAGGCCACGGACUAAGUCCCCAAAGGGGGUCAAUGCUGGUGGGGCUAUGUCAGGCAGCCCCAUCCGCUCGCCCAAAUCUUCCAAGGAGCGGAAAAAGUCCCCGGGCCGGACCAAGAGCCCUAAAAGUCCCAAGAGCCCCAAGAUGGGUUCUGGAGUCAAGUCUGGUUCUCACUCCCAGGGAAAAGCAGAGGCUCAGGCCCUGGCCCUACAGAGACUUCCCCUGUCGGCCCUCAGCGAGAGGAUGGGGAAGGAAAACAUCCACGUGCGGCAAAGCCUGGAGGACCGCGAGCUGGCGGGUUUCGUCUCUGAUAAACUCUGCGAACCUGGCAGCGACAACGCUGAUAUUGACGAUUCUAUCGACGCUGUGAUUGCUAGGGCAUGCGCUGAGCGAGAGCCUGACCCGUUUGCCUUCUCAUCAGGCUCCGAGUCAGAGAGUGAUGGCUUCUCCUCUCCACGGAGGCUUACUAUCAUGGAGCCAGGCGGAACGCCUAAGCUCUCACUGGGUGCCAACAGCCUGGGUAAAGACACUUCUACACCGCUUCACGUCAACGCAGGCAGUGGCCCCGGGAACUGGACCAUGGACGACUCCAUCAACGAGGUCCUACGUAAAGUAAACCAGGGAGGUCCCAAUGCGGGACACCCCCAAGGCGAGUCAUACCUGUCCUCAGCAUCCGCCUCGCCCCCGACCCCUGAGCCCCUCCUCAAGAUGUACGAGGAGAAGAACAAGCUUGUCUCCUCGGCUGACAUCAAGAAGAAACUCAAGAAGGAGCUGAAGACAAAGAUGAAGAAGAAGGAGAAAGGAGAGAAGCCAAAAGAUAAAGAGAGGGAUAAGGACAAGGGGAAGAUGAAAGAGAAGAACAAGGAUAAGAACAGGGAUAAGAGCAAAGAUUCUUUCUCCAAGGAGGCCAAGAUGCCAUGGAAGGACUUCGGUAACAAGGACGAUGACCUCAGGGAACACUUCCUGGGUCAGAGGUCAGGGUUCGGCGGACCAGAGGGCUCCGUGAUCAAGAUCAAGUCGCGAGAUGGAGGGGAUGGCAGUGGCAGGAAGGAGAAGGACAAACACAAAGACAAAAAAAAGGACAAGGAGAAGAGCAAGAAGGGCAAAGACAAGCGGGACAAGGGUAAGGAUCGGCAGAAGAUAUCCUCCCUCACCCCGUUCGGUUUGGGUGACAUGCCUGCCCUGUUCAGCCCAUCGACGUGUCUCCGCAUCCCCUCCAUGCUGCCUCCUCUUCCGCCUAUCCUCCAGGAAAAGGAUGUGAAGAGCAAAGAGAAGGACAAGAAGAAAGACAAGAAGGAGAAGAAGAAGAAGAAAGAUAAAGACAAGGAGAAGGAAAAGGAGAGGGAAAAAUCCAAGGAGAAGGAGAGGGAGAAAGAGGAGAAGAGGAAAGAGAAGGAGAAAGACAAGGAAAAACGGGAGAAGGAGAAAGAGAAGGAAAAAGAGAGGAUUAGGCUCGAAAAGGUGAGGGUGGAGACUCCAGUGGCUGUCCCAUCACCAGUCAUCCCCAGGCUUACCCUAAGGGUUGGGGCUGGCCAGGACAAAAUAGUUAUCAGUAAGGUGGUUCCCAAUUCCGAGCCACCGCUGCCGCCACCCAAGAUGCCAGCACCCAAGAUCACCGCCACUAAAUCAGGACCUGGCAGUCGCCUUCAGCCCCCUCCACCUCCACCCCUAUUGUCCCCAGUUGUACCCUCGUUGCUCUCCCCCGCCUCCAUUCUGUCCUCCAGCAAACUGCCUGUACGCAGUGUGAUCACUGAAACUGUCAGGACGUACGUGAUUCGUGAUGAGUUGGGGAACCAGAUCUGGAUCUGUCCUGGUUGCAACAAGCCUGAUGACGGCAGUCCCAUGAUCGGCUGUGAUGACUGCGAUGACUGGUACCAUUGGCCAUGUGUCGGGAUGGUCUCGGCCCCUCCCGAGGACCAGCAGUGGUUCUGUGUGAAGUGUGCCGGCAAGAAGAAGGACAAAAAACACAAGAAGCGGAAGCACAAAGUGCAUUGAGACUAUGCAAAACAAAGCACACUUUGGACUUUUCAUUAGCUGGACUGACUGCUUCUUCAAGCCAUACUGGAACACUCUUGGCACUGGCUGUAAAAAAAAAAAAAAGGAAACAAAGAAGAAGAAAUUAAAAACAUGACAGAUAAGACAUUCACACAUCCUGAUGAUUUUAGUGAAUGACAGACUCUUUAACCAGCACAUGUCCAACCUCAGCUUUUAAGGCUAUGUCCUACUUCUGUACCCUUCUCCCAAAGUGUGCAUGUGGCUUGCACACUAAAAGCAUUGGGUUGAUGUAAGCAUUGGCUGGAGAGAGUUUCCACCAUUGUUUAAAUCUAGAGAAUUAGGACACAGUCUUUGUUGUGAGAGCCCUUGGCCCAGCGUUCAGUAGGUGUGAUGUCGUCACAGAGAUCAUGCCUUUCCAUCAUCGUGGUUACAAACCGAUCACUGUUGAGUUCAAUGUUGUCAAAGAUAGCAUUGGCAUGGUAUGGAGAAAAAUCUACAUUCAUCCAUCUUCAUAUUAUUCUUGUUGUUUUGUUAGUAUUUCUAUAGCCUGGUCCGUUCGUUAUCUGUUUGUGCUGUCUUGCCAACUCCUAUGGCCUCUGGCUUGAGUUGGAGAUGGCAAGACAACACAAACUUAUCUUGGAACAAGGCUAGUAUUUCCACAAAAAGUUCAAUAACAUCGAACUGAAUGACAGAUUCAGAUCCCCCCCGGUUUUCUGCAGUAUCAUUUAAAUAUGUCAUGUAUAUAAAGGUAACUGCAUUUGUGUGUAUUAUAAAAUGCGUAAAUACCAACUUCCAACCAAGCCCAAGUGCAUUCUGUUCUUAGGAGUCUUCUGACUUGUUAAAUCCAUUUCCAAAUUAUUGGUUUUUAAUGAUUUUCUGUAUAUUUUUUUAAUUACAUUUCAAUUUUAAUUUUUUUCUCCUUAUGAAUUGUCCCCCAAUCAGAGUUAUACUGUAGCUGUGCUCGUUGUACACGUAUCUCAUUUUGCUGAUAUUUACAAUAUUAAAGACUAACCGUCUCAUUGACAUCCAAUUUUUUUCCAAACGAAUGCACUCAUUUGUACUUAACUUCUCUGUACGCAACUUUACUUUGAUAUAAUUUGAGGGCAUACGCACUUCUAUCUUCUUUCAUGCAUUUACAUUGAUUGUUCUGUGCAAUUUUGAACCUUUCCCUAUACAUUUUAUCCCCUUUGUUUUGAUGCAUUUAAUGAAUGAAAAUACAGUGGAAAUAUUUGAACAAAA
Molecule: messenger RNA, 4294 nt
Organism: Salvelinus fontinalis (brook trout)
Lineage: Eukaryota; Metazoa; Chordata; Actinopteri; Salmoniformes; Salmonidae
Product: transcription initiation factor TFIID subunit 3-like
Exons: 7
Coding region: 203-3055 (950 amino acids)
Cellular component (GO): transcription factor TFIID complex
Molecular function (GO): protein heterodimerization activity
Source: RefSeq, a predicted model, not a curated record